Aphidius gifuensis is the source of this 3899-nucleotide messenger RNA. It is a transcript of the gene mib2, whose product is annotated as E3 ubiquitin-protein ligase MIB2. Gene Ontology annotation, molecular function: zinc ion binding; protein binding; ubiquitin-protein transferase activity. The coding region runs from base 477 to 3266 and encodes 929 amino acids. The transcript has 6 exons. Gene Ontology annotation, cellular component: cytoplasm. Lineage: Eukaryota; Metazoa; Arthropoda; Insecta; Hymenoptera; Braconidae. The record is from RefSeq and is a predicted model, not a curated record. Gene Ontology annotation, biological process: protein ubiquitination.
UGGGAUAUUUCUGAUGAUGUCAAAUUAGACUUUUUCCGUAUUAUCAGUAUUAAUUGGUAUUAAUGUUUCAUUUUACCAAUUGAAAAAAAUGUAACACAACAUUUUUAUUUUUCUCUUCAAAUCCAAGCAAUCCAAGUUUGACGGUGUAAUUGCAUAUUAUGAAGUUGUUGUAUUCAAAACAGAACAUGAUUUUCACUAAAACAGUCAUUUAAGAAAAAUGAUACAAAAACGAAAAAAAAACCGACAGUUUUACAGUUUUUUAUCUCUCAUGUUAUCAAUUAUCGUUUUAUAGGUAAUUUAAAUGAAAAAUUAGUAGACUAAUUCCUACAAUAAUCUCAUUUACAUGAUUAUCAUCACUAUUAUUAAUAUUAUUAUUCAUAAUAAUAAACAACCCGUUUACAUAUCUACGAACGUUAUUACUCAUCUUAAAAUAUGAAAUUCAAGUUACUUGAUAUCGAAUAAAAUUGGUGAUAACAAUGUUGGAAGUUGGCUUGAGAGUUGUGCGAGGAUAUGACUGGAAAUGGAAAGAUCAGGAUGGUGGUGAAGGACAUGCUGGUACAGUUGUUGAAAUUGGUAAACCCCUUGCACUUCUCGAAAAUAAUACUAGACAUGGUCAAAAUUCUACUGACAAGACACCAGAUAAAACAGUUAUUGUUCAGUGGGAUCAUGGACCAAGAAGUAAUUACCGAAUUGGAUACCAGGGAUACUAUGACCUUUUAGUAUUUGACAACGCUGCUGCUGGUAUACAACACAAUCAAAUUGUUUGUGAUGGUUGUAAAAAAUUUAUUGUUGGGUUUAGAUGGGAGUGUUCACAAUGUUCAAACUAUGACCUAUGUACACACUGUUAUAUGGCCGAUGUUCAUAAUUUAAGUCACAGUUUCCAAAGGAUACAAACACCUGACUCAAUUGGCAUUAAAAUUAGUCCACGCGAGGGAUGUGUAAAAAUACCGCUGAAAGGAAUAUUUAUUGGUGCAAAAGUUGUACGUGGUCCGGACUGGGAAUGGGGCAAUCAAGAUGGUGGUUCUGGACAAAGUGGCACGGUUGUGGAAAUUCGUGGAUGGGACAACGAGAGUAGCAGAUCAGUUGCAACAGUUGCUUGGACAUCAGGAACAACAAAUGUCUAUCGACUCGGCUACAAAGGUUGUGUUGAUUUAUGCUCAAUUGAAGAUGCGACUUCUGGUACAUAUUACAAAGAACAUUUACCAGUUUUAGGACAUGCUUUUGUUACUGCUAACAAUGCUACUGUUGGUGGUAAUGAAAUUUUCAUUGACCCGCCAAAUCAAAUACCAGUAAUAUAUGAAGUUGGUGAUAAAGUUAAAGUAUCUAAAGACAUUGAUACAUUGAAAGAGCUCCAAGCUGAUCAUGGAGGAUGGAAUCCUCGCAUGGCUGAUUAUAUUGAUAAAAUUGGCUUUGUACAUCGUAUUACAGAUAGAGGUGAUAUACGUGUACAAUAUGAAAAAUGUGAAAAUAGAUGGACUUUUCAUCCACUUGCACUUAUUAAAGUUGCUGGUAAAGAAAAAUUUAGUCUCGGUGAUUGGGUGCAAAUUAAAAAUGAUAUUGUUGUUGUUAGAAAUUAUCAAGUUAAUCAUGGUGAAUGGACUGAUACAAUGAAAAGUGCGUUAGGUAAAACUGGAAAAAUUGUCAAAAUUUAUCGUGAUGGAGAUUUGCGUGUUGCAUUGGGUGGACACACAUGGACUCUUAAUCCUCUAAACGUCAUCAAGAUAUUCAGUUUGCCAGUUGAAGAAAAACCACUUUCACUCCCAGUUGAUGUUGGAACGACAGAAGUAGAAAUUGAAAAACUUUUGCAUUAUACAAGUAAGGGUGCUGCUGGUAUUUUACUUAUUCGUGAAUGUUUAAAAAAAUAUUCAGGCAAUAUUGAUAUACGACUGAAUGAUCGUGUUUGCGGUGGUAAAAAAACGUUUCUUCAAGUUGCAGCCCACGAAGGUAGCUAUGAACUCUGUGUGAUAUUAUUGGAUGCAGGUGCAUCUGUAAAUGCAUCUGAUGACGAGGGUGAUUUGCCACUUCACUAUGCAGCAUUUGGCAAUCAGCCAAAAAUAAUGGAGUUAUUGCUGAGUCGCGGUGCUCCAGUUGACGCACAGAACAAUACUAGUUGCACGGCACUUUACGUCUCAGUCAAUAGACAGCAUUCGGCAUGUGUUAAAGUUUUGCUUCGCCAUCGAUGUAAUGUCAAUCUUCAAGACUCUUAUGGUGACACUGCGCUCCAUGAUGCGAUUGGCAAAGACGCUGCUGACAUUGUCGAUGCAUUAAUAACGUGUGAUAAAGUUGAUUUUACAAUACGAAACAAACGUGGUUUUAACGUACUUCAUCAUGCAGCAUUAAAAGGUAAUGCACAUGCGACGAGACAAUUAAUGCUGCGAGUACAGAAUCUUGUUAAUGUUAAAAAAGAUGAUGGUUUUGGUGCACUUCAUCUUGCAUCACUCAAUGGACAUCGUGAAGUUGCUGAGAUUUUAAUUAUGAAAUCACGAGGUCGCAUUAAUAUUAAUCUUCAAAACAACAGAUUGCAAAUUCCACUUCAUGUUGCAGUAUCACAAGGACAAUGGAGUCUAGUUGAACUUCUGAUUACACAUAAAGCUGAUAUAACUGCAAUUGACGAUGAUGGUGAUAAUGUACUCCAUAUUGCAGUUUCCAAAAGUUUUAAAAAACCAUCCACAAUCCCAACACCCGAGAGCAGUCAUGAUGCACCAAAAAUUACUCAGAUUUGGCAAGAGCUAGCAGCUAUAAACAAACCAAAAGAAUUAGCACUUGCAUGUUACCUUGUAAGCUGCAGUAACUUUGGUAUGCUUUUUUUGAAAACACAAAACAUCAAAGGCAAAACACCAAUCGACUUGGCACCAUCAAGUCAGACGGAAAUUGUUUCUGAAAUAUUAUUUUCUUAUGUUCGUCCUGAACUGAAGCAAUCACCUUUACAUCUACACUUAUCUGACAGUUCAGUCGAGCAAGAAAAUUUUACAAUAGAAACAGUUUCAAAUGAUGGAACUGAAAAGUCAACAACAAGUACAUCGAAGACUGCUAAAGAUGAACUAAAUGCAAAAGCUGAAGAAAAAAACAAAGACUUGGAAAGAUUAAGAUAUUUAGAAACAAGAGUUGCUGAUCUUGAAGAAGCAAGUAUGUGUAGUAUCUGUAUGGAGAGACGACGGAGUGUUGCAUUUUUAUGUGGACAUGGUGCAUGUGAAAAUUGUGCAGCACCCUUAAAAACUUGUCAUAUGUGUCGUAAAAAUAUUACCAAAAAAAUUAAUCUCUAUUAGACAUUUGAAAAGUAAAAAAAAUAAGUUACAUGUAUAAAUAAUACAAAUACAUGUCGUAGUUAAAAUAAUAAUAAGUUUUAUGUCAUACGAUUUUUUUAAGUAAUUUAUUAAAUUGUGCUUGCCAAACUUAAUUUUUACGGUACAAUAAUGAUAGUUAAUAUAAUUAAUGUGCCAUUUUUUAAUAUUAGAAUAAUAAUAAAAUACGGAAGAAUAAACAACAAUCGAAUCCAAGAAGUAAAAAAUUUCAUCAAUUUUCACAACUUAAUUAAUUAUAAUAAAUUAAUUUUUUUUUUUGUCGUAUAAACAGUUUAAAUAAAUAUAUUGUAUACUAUAAUUUUAGAUAUUGAAUAUAUAAUCAUGAUAAUAAAGAAAAAGUUUUUUUUUACAAAAAGAGGCGUCGAGUAUCCACAAAUUAUGAUAAUUCUAAUUGUAAGUUAUACAAUUUUAAUUAAGGAAGGGAAAUUUCUUUGAACAUACCUAAAUUACAUUCCUAUUAAACACUAUUUUUUCAAAAACCAAUCAAUAAUAGUAAAAAUAAUAAGGAAUUUUAAAAUGUUUGGUUCACAUGGAGUUUUAAUACUGCUUUCUGAGUAAUAAAAAUUGAUAAAAAUUAUCUGUCAAAAACACGGUUUU